CAUUGGGUUAUGCGCGACUAGUAGGGAAAGAGAACAGACGGGGUAAACCUGUCUAGUGACGUCAUUAAUUCCACGCUGGCUGUCAUGGCUUUCACAUCGAAGUGUGCGGCGUAACAUAUUGCAAAAUUCGGGCGCAAACUUGUACAGUUCUAGUUUUAAGUGCGUGAAAAGUGCAAUUCCCGUCAAAUACCUCAAGAUAAUGCAAAAUGUUUAACCCGGACCUCUCCCAGAUUUUUAAGGCUGACGAUGGGCGGUACAAUGAAAUGGAGAAUGUGGAUGUUAUGCUGAAUUACGACAACAACGAAUUCAUGAGCUCGGAUUUUUUCGAUACGAUUAGGUCCGUGGAAAAUGGAAUCCAAGACGACUUUCUUAACAGUUCGGCCGAAGAGUUCAACACUGCUUCGAGCGACACGAGCUCACACAUAGAUGGCUAUAUUUCGCCAAGAAAUGAUAUUUCUGAGAGCGAAAGGAGCAGCAUUUUUACAGAUGAGUCGGUUUCUCCACUCAGAACGGUGGAUGCUAUUGAUGAUUCCUUAUUUGAUUUUCUACAACCCGUACAAAAUAGUUUUGAAAUUGAACCCACACCUGUCAUUAUAAAUCCACCAAAACCGAGAACGAAAAUCAUUAUACAAAACCCCGCCAACAAGAAGAUUAUCAAUAAACCUAUAAUUAACACUCCUAUUAAAAAAAUCGGGAAAAAGCAAAUCCUGAAAGUCCAGUCAUUGACAACCAACGGCAAGCCGGUAAUACUCCCUUAUGGUUUAAAAAGUAUAAAAAUUCUUAACGCUAGUGAGUUAAAAACCGAGAGAAUCCAUGUAACUACUCUUCCAACUAGUUCAGUAUGUAGACGUAAAGUGGAACCAACUAGACUUAAAGAGGAGCCAGAACCUACGGUGCCCGUGGGGGAGCUAUCCGAGGUGAAGCUAACUUCAGAAGAGAAGCGUCUAUUGGACAAAGAAGGAAUUCAGCUACCUGCCUACCACCCCUUGACCAAAUUAGAAGACAGAGAGUUGAAGCGCAUACGGCGAAAAAUCCGCAACAAGAUCUCAGCCCAAGAUUCCCGUAAGCGCAAAAAGGAGUACGUCGACGGACUGGAAGAGAGAGUCCGCCGGGGUUCCGAAGAAAACAGAAACUUGAUGCAGAGGGUGAAGGAGUUGCAGAAGAAAAACAAGACGUUGAUGGCGCACAUUAACAAACUACAGUCGUUGAUAUUCAAUUCAACGUCGUCAAAAGCCACACCUUCUACCUGUCUCAUGAUCGUCAUGCUGUCAGUUCUGUUGGUUUCCCUCCCCAACAUUCGUUUGUCACAAAUGAAUAAAGAGUUAUCUACAGAACAAGAACAGGUAACUAUCAGCAGAUCUCUCCUGUCGACCAAGAAGGUAGAAGACGACGGGCUCAACAUGGAAGAGUUCUUCAUUUUCAACAAAGAUGAAGACGGUGUUGACAACGAGAACAACACCGAGAACGAGUUCUUCAAGGCUAUUGAAGAGAUGGAAAGCAAGUACGAGAACAUGAACUUCGAGCGGGAUAAUUCUGAUGACAAUUUCUUUAACUCGUUGGUGAGGAACAUCAAGAAUUUGUUCAAUAAGAGCGAGUUGGGGUCGUAUUUUGAUGCCGACUAUGGCGGGUUUCAGAACAAGAAGGGGUUCAUUGAGCCGGAUAUCGAUGACUUAGAUGGCGGCACUGUCACGACCAACUCUGAACCGCCUACCAAGAAGAUGAAACUUGUCGAUGAACACUAUCAUCAAAACGACGAGAACUUUGUACCUUUGGGGAAAGUUAUUACUACUACUACUGUUCAUAAAAAUGCUGUGGGGGAGAGUAAGGAUAAAUAAAUUUGUCUUCAUGCUUCAUUUUAAACUAUGUAUUUUAACUGGUUAUGUAAUAGUUUGCAGUUCUUUUACAUUUUGCAAUUUGUGUCUUACAAUUGUUUCAGUGAAUUCACAUGAGUCAUAACCAAGCUUGAAUAAUUAAUUUAGUUGUCUUAUAGUGUGAUAGUUCCUUUUUUAUAUAUACAUAUAUUAAAUGUGUGUUACUUUUUAAUCACGUGGCUGGUGGAAAGUAACUUAUUAUUUUCAUAUAGAUUUUAAAAGUUUGCAUUCCAAUACCACACCGUUACCCAUGAAUCCGUUGCAAGAAAGAUAUCUGUAUAAUUUGAAGAGUUUGGCAGUGUUCAGAUUUGAAAAGUGUACUAAAAUAGACUGUGAAUUUUAAUCUAUGAGAUUGUUAUUGUAUUUAUUCAGUUGUAAGUUUUUUUCAGACAGAUUUUUAUGAAUAGGAUUUUCCAUCCUAUUUCUAUAUAGACGUUAUCAAAACAUGGUUUAUUAUGUAAUGUCUUAAAUUACUAAUAAAUGUAUGUUGCAAA
Zophobas morio is the source of this 2365-nucleotide messenger RNA. RefSeq lists its product as uncharacterized. The transcript has 5 exons. The record is from RefSeq and is a predicted model, not a curated record. Gene Ontology annotation, cellular component: nucleus. Gene Ontology annotation, molecular function: RNA polymerase II cis-regulatory region sequence-specific DNA binding; DNA-binding transcription factor activity, RNA polymerase II-specific. Bases 207 to 1835 code for a protein of 542 amino acids. NCBI's taxonomy places the organism in Eukaryota, Metazoa, Arthropoda, Insecta, Coleoptera, Tenebrionidae. Gene Ontology annotation, biological process: regulation of transcription by RNA polymerase II.